Messenger RNA from Asparagus officinalis (garden asparagus), 4053 nucleotides. RefSeq names its product DIS3-like exonuclease 2. The transcript is spliced from 8 exons. Gene Ontology annotation, molecular function: RNA binding; 3'-5'-RNA exonuclease activity. Lineage: Eukaryota; Viridiplantae; Streptophyta; Magnoliopsida; Asparagales; Asparagaceae. Gene Ontology annotation, cellular component: exosome (RNase complex); P-body. Bases 285 to 3383 code for a protein of 1032 amino acids. The record is from RefSeq and is a predicted model, not a curated record.
CGAGGGAGCGAAAAAGAAAAAGACGUCGGCAAAAAGUCGGCGCAAACUUGCCUUGCCGACCCAUCAUUUACGUCACGAUCUCCUUAUUAAAUACGAUAUAUUUUCUCGAAAAGCUCCCACCCCCUUCCUCCUCCUCCUCCUCCCAAAUCUCUUGUAUCCGUUUCUUCCUCUUCCCGAUACUUCUAACUUUUUUCUGAAGUCAUCGGAACCAAAAUCUAUCAGAUCUAGGGUUAGGGCUAGGGUUUCCUCAUUUGUUGUUUCCUACUUUUUCUUGGUUUAUUUCAAUGAUGUAUCCAGUUGCGAAGAAGUCGCCUUCGUCGCAGCAGCGGCUGAAGAAUCGGCGAUCCAAGCAGAGCUUUGCAGCGCCACCAGAAGGGGGAGAUUUUACCUCAUACAACGACCAGCCAUAUUCAAAUAAAAUGUCAGAUGUUGCUUUCAAUUCCCUCCCUCCAAUUCAUAUUGGUGACGCCGAAGCCCCAGUGGGAGUCAUUCGGAGGGUGUUUUCAGGAUCUUGCCCGUUGCCCCCUUUAAGUUCUCCUUUGCAACCACCAGCUUCCAACGAGACAAGUAUACUACCAAACCCGACUAAGAGGAAAGUUUUUGAACCUCAUUUGUCGGAACAGGCAGUUGAAGAAGCCAUCGAGAAAGGAAAUGCUUUUCAAGCAACAUUUCGUGUGAAUGCACACAAUCCGAAAGAGGCUUACUGCACUAUAGAUGGGGUGCCAGUGGAUGUUCUCAUCAAUGGUGUUGAUGCUCAGAAUAGAGCGAUUGAAGGUGAUAUCGUUGCUAUAAAGUUGGAUCCUAUGGCAUAUUGGACUAAGUUGAAAGGAUCAAGUACUUCUAUCAAUCCUGUUGUGUCAGAUGACUUUAAUUUGUCUCCUGAAUGUACAGAAAUUGGCAAGAGCUGUGCUACUCAGGAACAUACAGCUUCUAGUAUGUCAAUCCAAAUGGGCAAAGUAUACUAUGAAAAAGGUACUAGAAACGAAUCUGCUCUUCUUUAUCUGGACAAUGGAUCUCAGAGUAAUUAUAAUAAGCCUGAUGUACGCAAGAAUAUGGCCCCAGGGAGUUCAGAUGAAGCUGCAAGAGCAUUAGGAAGAAUAUGUGCAAUGUUAAAUUCCAGCCCAUCAAAACGACCAACAGGAAGAGUUUUAGCUAUUUUGAGAAAAUCUCAUCGACGUGGAGCAGUAGUUGGUUUUCUUUCUGCUAAUAAGGAGUAUAGAAUGCAGGAAAACGGGCAAUCUUUAAAAAAAGACAAUAAGAUCUUACUAUCUAAAUAUGUACAGUUGUUGCCUACAGAUCCAAAGUUUCCUAAGAUGGUGGUUAGUGUCAGUACCCUUCCAGACUUUUUGAAGGAAAAGUUAACUAGUGGCGAUGUGACAUUGGAAAGGGAGUUGAUUGCUGCUAAAAUAGAUGAAUGGAGUGAUGAAAGCCCUCUUCCAACGGCUAGUAUAAUGCGUAGUUUAGGAAGGGGAGGAGAAAUUGAACCACAAAUAGCUGCCAUUUUGUUUGAAAAUGCAAUUUGUGAUUCAAAAUUUUCUUCUGUUUCAUUAGGAUGCAUUCCAGGUUUACCAUGGCAGAUCCCAUCAAAGGAAUUUAAAACUAGAAAGGAUUUCAGAAAUAUUUGCACGUUUACAAUUGAUCCUUCUUCUGCUACUGACCUUGAUGAUGCUUUAUCAGUUGAAAUAGUAUCCGACGAGACAAUCCGAGUUGGGGUUCAUAUCACAGAUGUUUCGUACUUUGUUCUUCCUGAAACAGCUCUAGAUACAGAAGCAAAAACUCGAUGCACGAGUGUUUAUAUACUACAGCAUAGACUUUCAAUGUUGCCUCCAGAACUUUCUGAAGGGUUGUGUUCACUUCUCCCUGGGGUAGAUAGACUGGCCUUCUCAAUUACCUGGGACAUUAAUAGUUCAGGAAAGAUAGUUAACAGGUGGAUGGGUCGAUCUAUUAUCCAGUCUUGCUGCAAGCUGUCUUAUGAUCUCGUACAGGAAAUCCUUGAUGAAUCUUUUAUUAAAGAACAGUGUAAUUCUUAUGGAACUCCAAGUCCUAAGUUACAUGGCUGUUUCGAGUGGAAGGAUAUCAUUACCUCUCUAAGAAGCCUGUAUGAGAUCUCUAUGCGCCUAAGAGAAGGUAGGUUCAAAGAUGGAGCCCUUUGGCUGGACAGUUCUAAGCUUGGUUUCUUGUUUGAUGAGUAUGGAAACCCAUAUGAUAGUUUUCUUCGUGAGACGAAAGAUUCCUGCUCCCUUGUUGAGGAAUUCAUGCUGCUUGCAAACAGAUCAGUCGCAGAAGUCAUUUCUAUGACAUUUCCUGACCGUGCUUUACUGCGCAGGCAUCCUGAACCAAAUCUAAGAAAGCUUCGAGAAUUUGAAGUAUUUUGCAACAAACAUGGUUUUGAGUUGGACAUUUCAUCCUCUGGACAACUUCAUCGAUCACUAUCCAGAAUAAGAGAGAAGCUUAAAGAUGAUCCUGUGCUGUUUGACAUUCUUGUAUCAUAUGCUUCAAGACCAAUGCAACCAGCAGCAUACUUCUGUACUGGGGAAUUGCAAGGCAGGGAAAAUGACUGGGCUCAUUAUGCACUAUCAGUUCCGUUCUACACUCAUUUUACCUCCCCAAUACGAAGGUAUCCUGAUAUAGUUGUGCAUCGAAUUCUAUCUGCAGCACUUGAUGCUGAAGAAGAGUAUCUGAAGAGAAAGCAACGGUUGCCUUAUGUAGAUAAAGAUGAAACAUCCGGCACUGAAGUUGGAAACAAAUAUUUCACUGGUCUUUGUUUCAAUAAAAAUGCUGCUGAAUCUGAUGAAGGCAGAGAUGCUCUAGCAGCUGCUAUGGUGAAGUAUAAAGUUCCUGGGUGUGAUGUGCUUUCAGAGCUUGCUCUAUAUUGCAAUGAAAGAAAGCUAGCUAGUCGGCAUGCUGAAGAAGCUGGACAAAAGCUCUAUCUUUGGACACUGUUGAAGAAUAAAGAGACGCUAGUUUGUGAGGCUAGAGUUCUAGGAUUGGGACCAAAGUUCAUGUCAGUUUACAUCCACAAGUUUGCUAUUGAGAGGCGUAUAUACUACGACGAAGUGGAGAGCUUAGUUGUCGAGUUGCUCCCGACAACUUCCUCGCUGGUGUUGGAUGUACCGAGGGCUAAACGAUUUCAGCGAAAGGUCGGAAACUGGAAGAAGCUUCGGUCCAUUGAUGAUGUGGCUCUGGUUAUUUACCCGCCUGAAGAAAAUGAAGCAGAAUCAGAAGAAAAGAACGAGACGAGUCCUGCUAUGUUCCCUCUUGUAUUAAGCCUUUUGUCCACUGUCCCUGUGGCUCUUCAUGCGAUUGGAGGAGAAGAUGGUCCACUGGAAAUAGGUGCUAGAUUGUACAUGUGCUCUUACUUCAGAGAAUCUGGAGAAAUUUAACUUCUGCUGAGCCGUGGUGGUGAUUGCAAUUGAUAGAUGAAUGCCAAAUUUGUCAUCUUACUGAGAGAAGAAAAUAAUACAGCGGAAGGCCCUCCAUAUGAGAUCAUACAGGAAGCAGAUCGAGCCGGGUGUCUGAACACAGACUUUACAAUGGAGAAGAGAAUGUAACUAUUCUCCGAUUCUACGACAGAAAAGGGAAUGCAACUAUUUUCCAAGUACUUACUGGAGUAAGCUUUAAAGUUUUUAUAGUUUACUCAUAAACAAUUAAUUCUUAGCCAAGUAAUGUUAGCCUUAUGAGGCCCAGGGUAAUUUACACGGUAAAAAAGUUCACACGACCAAAACAUUUCAAGGCCGCAACGGCAUUUGCGGCAGAAGAUGAGGCAUGGAUUGUGGGUUAGGGCAAGUAUCUUAUAUUUAGGUUCGGACGAUUCCAUGGAUCUAAAUGGAAAUGCAUAUGGAAUCUGUAGACUUAUAUGCAAUUUAGAUGCUUGACAGGAUGUGCAACGAAAAAACCGAUGUCAUUUUGAAUGUUAUGCCGUUGCCAUGAUUUUAUCUUGCGAGGUCCGAUAUAUUAAAAUCAUUAGACAGGUUAACGAUAGAUCGUUUUUUAUAAUGUGAAUUGUUCUAUAAUAUUUCCUAAAGCAGGUGAACGAUAUGCUGCUUGAGUUCU